Seriola aureovittata is the source of this 7134-nucleotide messenger RNA. Its product is annotated as inactive phospholipase C-like protein 2. The transcript is spliced from 6 exons. Lineage: Eukaryota; Metazoa; Chordata; Actinopteri; Carangiformes; Carangidae. Gene Ontology annotation, biological process: intracellular signal transduction; lipid metabolic process. The record is from RefSeq and is a predicted model, not a curated record. Gene Ontology annotation, molecular function: phosphatidylinositol-4,5-bisphosphate phospholipase C activity. The coding region runs from base 238 to 3567 and encodes 1109 amino acids.
CAAUGCACGGAGCAAGCCCCUCUGUCUGUAGUAACCUGACAGAUAUGUGCACCGAGAGAUGAUAUGGCAGAAUUUCGGGCAAAUGUUACAACGAGGCAAUAGGCCAGUCAGGAAAUUGGAGUAAAGCUGACACAUAAAGGCUUUGCUACCCAGCAGCUUUGCCAGCUUGUGUGUGUGUGUGUGUGUGUGAGAGAGAGAGAGAGUGUGUGUGUGAGUGUGUGUGUGCUCCAAGUGCCUAUGGCGGAGUUUGGGAAGGACGGAAGCCUUCCUCCAUUGAAUCUUGAGGAUACGGCCGUGCCCAGCGACGAGGCAGCUGGCAAGACGCAUUGCGAAGUGUCGGUCUUGAAUGGAGACUGUGGGAUAUCAGAAAAUAUGGUCGGCUCAGGAUCCGUCGUCGCACCUGGCAGCCAAGCCGGGGUGGAAACCGCCAACACCUCUGUCGGAGUGGAUGGCAAAAAUGAAAUACCACGCAGGAGCAGCAUUAUCAAGGAUGGCUCAAGACAGCGUAAAGAAAGAAAGAAGACUGUAUCAUUCAGCAGCAUGCCCACUGAGAAGAAAAUCAGCAGUGCAAGUGACUGCAUCAGUGCCAUGGUGGACGGCACUGAGCUGAAGAAAGUGAGGUCCAAUUCGCGCAUUUACCACCGCUACUUUCUGCUCGAUGCCGACAUGCAGUCUUUGAGAUGGGAACCCUCAAAGAAGGAAUCAGAAAAGGCCAAAAUUGAUGUAAAAUCCAUCAAAGAGGUUCGGACAGGGAAAAACACAGACACUUUUAGAACCAAUGGAACCUAUGAUCAGAUAUCAGAGGACUGUGCUUUCUCAGUCAUCUUUGGGGAGAACUAUGAGUCCCUGGACUUGGUGGCAAACACUGCAGAUGUAGCCAACAUAUGGGUAACAGGGCUGAGGUACCUGAUCUCCUAUGGGAAACACACGUUAAAUAUGAUAGAGAGCACUCAGAAUGACAUGCGCUCAUCGUGGCUAGGUGAACUUUUUGAUGAGGCAGACAGUAACAACAGCAAACAAAUAACAAUUUGUGCUGCUGUGCAGCUAGUCAAGAAGCUGAACCCAGGACUUAAAAAUGUGAAAAUAGAACUCAAGUUCAAGGAGCUUCACAAAGCUAAGGACAAAGCGGGUUCUGAUGUGACAAAAGACGAGUUCAUCGAGGUCUUUCAUGAUCUUUGCACCAGACCAGAAAUUUAUUUUCUCUUUGUUCAAUUCUCCAGCAACAAAGAAUUUCUGGAUACCAAGGACUUAAUGAUAUUUCUGGAGGCGGAGCAGGGUAUGGCACAAGUAAGUGAAGACACCAGCUUAGAGGUCAUUCAGAAAUAUGAACCGUCUAAAGAGGGCCAACUCAAGGGCUGGCUUUCUCUCGAUGGCUUCACCAACUAUCUUAUGUCACCAGAAUGCCACAUAUUUGACCCAGAACACAAAAGAGUAUGCCAAGACAUGAACCAGCCCUUGUCCCACUAUUACAUCAAUGCAUCCCACAAUACAUACCUGAUAGAGGAUCAGUUCAGAGGUCCCUCAGAUGUGACAGGGUAUAUCCGUGCUCUCAAGAUGGGCUGCCGCAGCGUAGAGCUGGAUGUGUGGGAUGGGCCUGAUAACGAACCUGUUAUUUACACUGGCCACACAAUGACGUCACAGAUAGUUUUCCGCAGCGUCAUUGAUGUCAUCAACAAGUACGCCUUUGUUGCAUCUGAGUUUCCACUGAUAGUGUGUUUAGAAAACCAUUGCUCCUUAAAGCAGCAGAGAGUCAUGUUUCAGCACCUGAAGAAGAUCCUCGGAGACAAAAUUCACCUAGAUAUUCCUAAACCUGAGGACUGCUACCUCCCCUCCCCCUCUGAGCUGAAGGGAAAGAUCCUGCUGAAGGGUAAGAAACUGAGCACGAACUGCACUGCUUCAGAAGGUGAGGUGACAGACGAGGACGAGGGGGCAGAGAUGUCUCAAAGGAUGAGCAUUGAGUCUGCGGAACAACAGACUAUCGCACCCAAGAAAUUCCAGCUGUCAAAGGACCUCUCUGACCUGGUGACCUUGUGUAAGUCUGUGGAGUUCAGAGACUUCCCAACGUCUUUCCAGAGUCAAAAGCACUGGGAGCUCUGCUCUUUCAACGAGGUCUUUGCCAGUCGCUGUGCCAGUGACUUCCCAGGCGACUUUGUUAACUAUAACAAGAAGUACCUGGCACGGGUUUACCCCAGCCCCAUGCGGAUUGACUCCAGCAACAUGAAUCCACAAGACUUCUGGAAGUGUGGUUGCCAGAUUGUAGCAAUGAACUACCAGACUCCAGGCCUGAUGAUGGAUCUAAACAUUGGCUGGUUCCGUCAGAAUGGGAACUGUGGCUAUGUGCUGCGUCCAGCCAUCAUGAGGGAGCAGGUUUCGUAUUUUAGUGCCAACACUAAAGAUUCAGUUCCUGGUGUUUCUCCACAACUCCUACACAUCAAGAUCAUCAGUGGACAAAACUUCCCCAAACCCAAAGGCUCAGGUGCCAAAGGAGACGUAGUAGACCCCUAUGUGUACGUGGAAAUACACGGCAUUCCCGCCGAUUGCGCCGAACAAAGGACUAAGACAGUCAACCAGAACGGGGAUAACCCUCUGUUUGAUGAGAGCUUUGAGUUUCAGAUAAAUCUCCCAGAGCUUGCAAUGGUGCGCUUUGUGGUGCUAGAUGACGACUACAUUGGGGAUGAAUUUAUUGGCCAGUAUACAAUCCCCUUUGAGUGUCUCCAACCGGGUUUCCGCCAUAUACCGCUACAGUCUCUGACAGGGGAAGUUCUGCCACACACCUUGCUGUUUGUUCACGUGGCCAUAACCAAUCGAAGAGGAGGCGGCAAGCCACACAAAAGGGGACUGUCUGUACGAAAGGGCAAGAGGAGUCGAGAGUAUGCCAGCAUGAGAGUGCUAUUGAUCAAGGCUGUGGAUGAUGUCUUCAAAACAGCCAUGCUGCCACUGAGAGAGGCGACGGACCUCAGAGAAAACAUGCAGAAUGCCAUAGUGUCCUUUAAAGAGCUGUGCGGCCUUUCAGCGGUGGCUAACCUGAAGCAGUGCAUCUUGGCCCUUUCCCCUCGACUGACCGGACCCGACAACAGCCCCAUUCUGGUUUUCAACCUCUCUGACCAGUACCCCAACUUGGAGCCCCAAAGCCUGCUGCCAGAGGUCCUAAAGAAAGUCGUCACCACCUAUGACAUGGUGAUCCAGACCAGCAAGACUCUCCUGGAGAACUCUGAGGGGGUGUAUGAGCGAAUUCUUCAAACACAGAAAGCAGCGAUGGAAUUUCACGAGAACCUCCACGACUUGGCCACGAAGGAGGGGUUGAAGGGCAGGAAGCUGCACAAGGCAGUGGAGAGCUUCACGUGGAACAUCACCAUACUGAAGGGCCAGGCAGACUUAUUGAAGCACGCCAGGAGUGAAGUCCAGGAGAACCUCAAGCAGAUCCACUAUGCUGUGCUCACCUGUAACCUGAGUAAAGGCGGAGCAGCGGGCAGCUCCUCCGGCUCCGAGUCCAAGAGCAGACGCAGCCUCGAGGCCAUUCCCGAGAAGGCCACUGCUGAGGAGGAGCUCACUGACGAGGACAACUAAAGACCCACAGUCCUGCUCCGGUACUCUCCUGGCGCCCACGUUCAGACCUCUACUCUGUUCCUGCCUCCUGAGCUCAAAACCCAAAGCUCCCUCUCUCUUUACUCUGGCAUCAUCGCUCUACACACACACACCAGUGUUUUUCCACAUUCCAUCAAGUACAUUCCUGUAUCCCAAGCACAGCUGUAACCUCUUAGAGACUUCUGCCUUGUAAUCAUCAAUAAAAUGCCACCACUACGCGAAGACACAAAUCCUACCCAAGUUCAGAUCACAGAAGGUCUCAGCUGAAGUUUUUGGAAAAUGACUGUCAUUAUUUCUAAGUCUUUAAAUGUCCAGGCGUUGUACUGAAGGCUGGAAAAGUGUGCAAGUGUCUUUGUAAACAUUUGCUGAGCAUCUGAUGCUGCCGAACCGUGACGGGUACCAGUUAUAUAAAUGCUGAAUCCGAGCAUCCAGCAAAAACAACCUUUGUGCUUAAAAGGAGAAGAAGUAACAAAAGCAGAAGUUUUCUGCCAAACAUAAAUCACCCUGAUAAUGUUUCCACUCAUAAAACUCAAAUCUCCUCAUCUGCACUACCAGAGGUUCACUGUCCUCCAUUCUUCUGUCUGACCCUGUUUCUCAUUUCCUGGGUGAGCUGGGAAGGUCUAGUGAACUACCAGCCACGUGACUCAUGAAGACAUUACUACUGUUCAGAAACGGUGCACUUCUACUCAGCGGAUAGGGGUGCUACCUGACGAGACAAAAGAGAAAAACAGCCCUUGGAUUGUUGUACGAGAUUUCUUAAAGCACAAUUUUCUGGAGCUAUGAAUGUAACAGGACAGAGGAAGCGAGCGGGACGAGAAGAAAACGGAAGAAGUCAACGAAGAAGAAAACGUAACGAGAGUAAAGAGUUGUUUACAAUACUGAACUUGUCCAUGUUCUUGUCUGCCAAAAUAGUAUAAUAUACUAUGUAUAUAUGGAAUUUCCUGUUACCUUUUUUCUGCAGAGUGCAUCAUUUUAUUAUUGUAUACUUGGAAAUAUGAGAUUUAUUUUAUAAAAGAUAUAUGAACAUGUCAGUGGAAAAACAAAAAUUUUAUUUGUCUGUAGAUAUCUGAUGAGGGUUUGUCACUGAAACGGACAGUUGCGACACGUCGAGACAGAAGGACAGAUAAGAGAAUGUAUUCAUACUGUUUGUUUGGUGCAAACAACAACAACAACAAAAACAGCGUCUCAAAAAUCACAACCAGCAACUGCAUGAGAAGGAACCACAACUGGAUGUUCAUAACAUGCACUCAAAAACAGUUUGGACGUUGACACAUUUUCAUAUUUUAGCAUUAGAUUUGGAAGUAUACGAGGCCUUUACUUUUAGGGCAUGGUCCUCCCAUUUCAGAGAGUUAAAAGAGCAUUAACUUUAUGUUGUAUUCUACCAAGUGUUUUUCCAAAAACUCAUUUCACUGUUACUUUAAAAAGUCUGCAGCCCAUAUAAAAGAGCCAGAUAUUUGAUGACUUUUUAUUUUUCCAUGUGUGCUCCCAACCAGCUCCACUGUAGUUUUAAAACACCCUGAUGAGAAAUCAGCUCUGGCUGGUUUGAAAACUCAUUGCUUUGUUUAUUUCUAAUCAUUUGUUUCCGUCGUCUUCCUGAGCAGAAUCAUUGAGUCCAUCUCUCAGGAAACGUUAUGCUGAAUGGCAGACUUUAAAUGGGAGGUCAUGCACAAAAACAAAGACUAUAUCUUCAUUUUAACUGUAAAAAGAUGUUUCCCUGUCCAAUAACUCACGGGCUUUUGUGUGUUUCAUCUUGCAGAAAUCAUCCACAUGCAGUGUUUUGAGAUUAUGUCUGAGGAACCACUGUGCAGGAUUAGCUCAUUACAGACAGACUGUCUGCCUGGCAAGUCCAAUGAGUCACAACAAGAAUUCAAACUCAGGUCUGGCAUGAUGGUUGAGAAGGAUAUGAACUUCAGAGUAAUAAUAGCUUCAUAACCAUUCCUGGUGACAGAGUAGUAUUUGAUCCACAAUUAGCCUGUGAUUUAAUUGUGCCUCAUUACUGCAAGCUAAAACCUACUGUAGCAAGUACAAAGCGAGAGGAGAGUUUUGUCCUUCAACACGCCUCUGGCUUGCUAUUCAUUUAAUAGUCCACAACAGUGUCUCCAAUUAAAAGGUCAUACUAGAAACAAUUCCCUUGCUUUCUAAUUAGUGGACAAAGGAUACUUGAACGGGACAAAUAUAUGACAAGUUUGCCAUCAGGGGCUGCAGGUACAGGUUAUCAAUUAAUCUGUUGAAUAGUUUCUCAAUUACAGUAAUCGCUUUGUCUACGAAACAUCAACAAAAAAAACAACAUUCAAAAGCACAAAGUGACACCUUCAACCCAAAAAUAUGAAAUUCACUAAAAUGCAAGACCAGGCAAAGCAUCAUGCUCUCACAUCUGAGAACCUUUAACCAUCAGAUUUUUUUUUUUUGCCAUUUUGCUCAAAAAACCACAGUGAUGAAUCAAUGAUAAAUACCAGUUUAUUGCAACUAGUGUUCACAGUCGUGUAUUGUAGCUGCUUAAGCUAAUGUUAACUUCAAUCCCUAGAGGAGAGACAGGCCCAAACCACAGAGUCCAGAUACAGAGAUUUUAAAGUGUUAAGAUUAGUUCAUGCUUAAAACAAUUUUACUGUGAGAUUCACCAGCUGUCUGUCCUUUCCACUCAACAGCACAACAGUUUCUUUAGAGAAACACUCUCUUUCUUUUCAGCCCUCUAAGUUCCAGAGUGGUGUGUCUCCAGAAAGCAGAGGACAAAUAAACCACAAAUCAGCUAGAGCUUCUUUUUUCUUGUUUGCAAGUUCACAGAAUUAAUGUUAUUUAACUAAAGCAAGUAAAUCUGCCACCGACAGUUUUCAUUAUAGCUGGUGAAAUAUACAGUCGCCAACUUAAGCUUUCACCUGUUUCAGCUUGUUGAGACACUGUUAUUUAUGAUAGUCAUAUCUAAAAUGGAGGCUUUUGUAAGUAGAAAAUUGCACUGUUUAAAACUGCUAUUUUGAUAAUAUAACAAUUAACUGUUCAGACUUAUAGAGAAGAUGUAAACUAACUUGUAAUUAAGAAAAAAAAAAAAGAUCACAGACAAAAACUCUGUCACAUCCUUAAAAAAAGUAAUUUGGCAUUAUUACACUAACAUCUUGCCUUUUUGUGGAUUUUUUGGGGCAUGUGCUUUACAUUAUUUUAGUCAAAAUAUUGAUUACCAGCAAUAAAUCAAUUAUUGGAGCUUUCCAAACAUGCAGGAAUUCUUAUUCUCCUGUCACCAGCUGGACUGUUAAAUGAAGCUCAAACAUUUUGUAAAAUGUUCGUCUGCAUCUCUUAUUCCCCCCUCCAGUGCUCACGAUGUUGUGCCCUCUGGUUUUAAAACCUGUCCACACCUCCUGCAGAUCACAUGACCAGUAACAAACAACCAACAUUGUCUUCAGUGCUGUGCCAGUUGAUGUAUUUAUAAUUGAAAAGAAGAUGAAAAAAAAAUAAGCAUUUCAACUGUAUCAUCUGUCACAUCUCCUUAUCUGUCAAGUCCAAGAGAAAAAAAAAAAAAAGAAAACAAUAAAACCUCUGAAUAAACAAUGUUGGAUAGAC